Maylandia zebra (zebra mbuna) is the source of this 937-nucleotide messenger RNA. The record is from RefSeq and is a predicted model, not a curated record. NCBI's taxonomy places the organism in Eukaryota, Metazoa, Chordata, Actinopteri, Cichliformes, Cichlidae.
GACGAGAAACACACAGGAAUAUAUUUUCACCGAACUCAAAUGUGUGAAGUCGGUUCAAGGAAAGGUUUUAAUAAUUUCCAAAUUUAAAAAAAACAAACAAACUACUGAAUCUGUGAUGUGAAGCUGCCAAAUGGAUACAAGGAAGAAAGGUGGUGCCAUAGAAUUAAGGCUCAUGGUGGUUGGUAGCAGUGGACCUUCUCAGUUCCUACUAACCAAUUCCAUACUUGGGAGACAGGUGUUUUCUAAGGAUGUCACCAGCCUUUCUGGCAGCAUAAAGAACAACGGUGAGCUGGCUGGUAGACGAGUGGCAGUGAUCAAUGGACCAAACAUCUAUGAUAAGGAUAUAUCUAAACCUAAGAGGAAGAUGGAGCUAAGGAGGUCCAAGUGCUUAUGUAUACCUGGUCCCCAUGCAUUUCUUGUUGCCUUUGACAUGGAGAAAAUCUCCCCCAAUGAUGUGAGAACCUCCAGACUGAUGAGGGAACGCUUUGGAAGACACUGUCUGAGACACGCCAUGGUCCUCCUGGCCUAUGAAGGAAAUCAGAAUAGAGCUGCCUUGGAAGAUAGGGUGAAGAAGACAGAUUGGCAUCUGCGAGAACUCAUCGAGAAGUACGGUGGACGCUUUCACCUUUUCAACAAGAACUGGAGAGAUCGAAGUCAGGACAGAGAGCUGUUGAAGAAGAUAGAGCUGAUGGUUGCCUCGUUAGGAGGAGGCUACUUCUCCAGCAGAACUUUCCAGAAGGCAGAGGACUGUGUAAAGAAGGAGGAGAAUAAGCUUAGGAAGCAGCGAGCAGCAGAGAUAGAGAAGGCAUGGGCUGAGAUGGAAAGCAAUACAUGGAAGAGGAGCUGUACUUCCAGAAGGAUGCCUAUACGGCUAAUAUUGGCGCAGAGAUUAGAGCUCAAGCGGAGAUCGACAACAGCUGGCUCAGGACGUCCCUAG